This is a messenger RNA of Astyanax mexicanus (Mexican tetra), 4170 nucleotides long. RefSeq names its product zinc finger protein 3-like. The record is from RefSeq and is a predicted model, not a curated record. Bases 329 to 1063 code for a protein of 244 amino acids. Gene Ontology annotation, biological process: regulation of transcription by RNA polymerase II; central nervous system development. NCBI's taxonomy places the organism in Eukaryota, Metazoa, Chordata, Actinopteri, Characiformes, Acestrorhamphidae. Gene Ontology annotation, molecular function: RNA polymerase II cis-regulatory region sequence-specific DNA binding; DNA-binding transcription factor activity, RNA polymerase II-specific. The transcript has 2 exons. Gene Ontology annotation, cellular component: nucleus.
CUUCUUCUUCUUAUUAUUAUUAUUAUUAUUAUUAUUAUUAGUGAAAUUCCACCUCGUAACUGACCUUCUCCUCCUUUUAAAUUUUAUAUUUUUACGAGCAGACUUUUAUUUUGACGGGAAAGUCACGGAUCUGUUCCUCCCGCAGCGCCGAAGGAAGAGCAGAAUCAGCUGAACUACAGAAGAAAUGAAAAUAUUCUCCUGAAAUUCAUCACCAACAACCAGGAUAUUUAACUAAGAACAAUGUUAAACUGCUGAAAGAGGUGAAGCAAAAGCCGCCCUGAAGAAUCUCCAGAAGACGCAGAAAUUGUUUGAUACAUUUAACAGACAAAUGAAGCCAAGUCCCAACAUGGAGAAACAUCAGAACUCUGUCAAGAGUUUUACUGUACAGAGUAAUCUCAAAAAACACCAGCGUAUUCACACAGGAGAGAAACCACAUCACUGCUCAGACUGUGGGAAGAGUUUUACUAAACAAAGUGAUCUCAAAAUACACCAGCGCAUUCACACAGGAGAGAAACCUUAUUAUUGCUCAGACUGUGGAAAGAGUUUUAAUCAUCAGAGUCAUCUCAAAAUACACCAGCGCAUUCACACAGGAGAGAAACCGUAUCACUGCUCAGACUGUGGGAAGAGGUUUACUCUACAGAGUACUCUCAAAAAACACCAGCGCAUUCACACAGGAGAGAAACCGUAUUACUGCUCAGACUGUGGAAAGAGUUUUACUCAACAGAGUCAUUUCAAAAAACACCAGCGCAUUCACACAGGAGAGAAACCGUAUCACUGCUCAGACUGUGGGAAAAGUUUUAAUCAACAGAGUCAUCUCACACUGCAUCAGCGCAUUCACACAGGAGAGAAACCAUAUUACUGCUCAGACUGUGGGAAAAGUUUUAAUCGACAGGGUACUCUUCAAAGUCACCAGCGCAUUCACACAGGAGAGAAACCGUAUUACUGCUCAGAGUGUGGGAGGAGUUUUACUCAACAGAGUAACCUCAAAAUUCACCAGCGCAUUCACACAGGAGAGAAAAUUAUCCCAAAUUUGUCCCACGGCAAGUCAAAGUGCAAAUCGUAAAUCUUUCGGACAGAACACCUUAUCCUACACAAAUGUUUCACUUUGUCGCUUGGAAGGAUUUUACAGAUUCAGUAAAAUUAUUCUUAUCCAGCGAUUAUGUUUAUUGAAUUUAAUAUUAUGUUUUCUUGUAUGUUUGAUAUUCCAGGACAUUGUUCCUGAGACAGAGCUCAGUUUUUAGGGUAGUUACGGUAGGAGUUCAGUUUUGAAGAAGGGAAGGUCGUUCGAGUUUGAGUGAGGGCACUGCCAGUGCUUGCACCAGAUGUUAGAUUAGCAUAAUUAGUCUUUAAAUGUAAAUCAAAUUUAAAUGUCGUAGUUGUUAGGAGUAAAGUAGGAUUCUUAGCCUGCAACUAAGCGUUUGGGAUCAAACCUUCAGCGCUUAUGAUUAGAAGGUUUUGAAUGCAUUUAAUCCCUUUUCUAGUUCAUGCAGAUUUAAUUAUUUCCAUUAAUUUCUAGUAUCUCUGUUUUUACUCUGUGGAAGCCGUCCUCAGUUUCCCAAGCUUAGCAUAGCUUAGCGCUAUUGACCGCCAGGCAGCCCAUAUGAAGGGAGAAGGGGAAAACACCACCUGAGCCACUCCAGAGAGAGAGUGCUCCCAGAAGUGAGACUCAGAGCCAAAGAGAGUACUGCCGUGUGGACCGGAGGAGCAUCCAGACCCUGCAGAGAGGCCAACAAAAUGUUCCAGCCAUGGUUCCCAUACUAAAAUCUACCCACUCCAGGCUUAUGUAGUGCAGUAAAAUUGCUGGCUUAUUUAUUCCCUCUGCUGGUGUUCUUGUUUUUCUAUGGUUCAGUCUGAUUUAAAAUCUGUUACCUUAGAGGGAUAUAGAUGGAUAUUUGGUUGUUGUAUUACUCAAGUUUUAUACUCUUUUUCUUAUUAGAUAUCGUAUCUUGCUUAAGGUUUUUUAAUCUCCAAAGUUACUAAGAAUAUCCAAAUCUUUUAUUUUCUUAAUUGUUUUUAUCCAGUACCAACUAUUACCUUUGUAUUGCUUCACCUCUAUAUUUACUCAUCUGUGUUUUCAAAAACAGCUUUAAUAUUGCAAGAUCUGCAAUCUCUGUUUUCUCAACAUAUGUUUGACAAAAUCUAUAGGCCUGAGAUUUUCGUAUGUUAGGUAAGGUAGUCAGUGAUCCAGACUUGUAGAACAUCAGCAGGAGUUUCUGGCAGAUGUUGAAAGACCUGAGCCUUCUGAGGAAGUACAGUCUACUCUGUGCCUUCCUGUAGAGAGAGUCAGUGUUCACUGACCAGUCCAGCCUAUAGUCCAGAUGCACACCAAGGUAUCUGUAAGAUUUGACCACCUCCACAACGACCCCCUCGAUGGAGAUUGGCUGCUGAGCAGAGGGCCUGGACCUCCUGAAGUCUAUGCACAUCUCCUUGGUUUUUGAGACAUUCAGCUGCAGAUGGUUCGUCUUGCACCAAACCACAAAUUCCUCAACCAGGGUUCUGUACUCCCUCUCAUCACCAUUACGCACACACCCCACGAUUGCAGUGUCUUCAGAGAACUUCUGCAUGUGGCAUGACUCCGAGUGAUAUUUGAAGUCUGAUGUGUACAGUGUGAACAGGACUGAAGAGAGAACAGUCCCCUGUGGUGCUCCUGUGCUGCUGAUCACUGUAUCAGAGGAGCAGUCCCGGAUCCUGACAUGUCUCCCGGUAAGGUAGUCAGUGAUCCAGGUGACCAGGUGCAUGUCCACCUCCAUCUUCAUCAGCUUGCCUCUCAACAGUAGGGGCUGGAUGGUGUUGAAGGCACUGGAGAAGUCAAAGAACAUGACCCUCACAGCACCUCCCCCAUUGUCCAGAUGAGAGUGAGCUCUGUGCAGAAGAUAGAGGAUGGCAUCUUCCACUCCCACCUUUUCCCGGUACGCAAACUGCAGUGGGUCCUCAGCAUGGUGGACCUGAGGUCUGAGGUGGUCCAACAGCAGUCGCUCCAUGGUCUUCAUCACGUGAGAUGUCAAAGCAACCGGCCUGUAGUCAUUCAGCUCCUUCGUGUGUGCCUUCUUAGGAACUAGAACGAGGCAGGUUGUCUUCCACGUGGCAGGAACUCUCCCUAGACUCAGGCUCAGGUUAAACACAUGUUGGAGGGGCUCACCCAGUUGAACUGCACAUGCCUUGAGCAUUCUGGGGCACACACUGUCCGGGCCAGCUGCCUUCCUGGGGUGAAGUCUCUUCAGCUGUCUCCUGACCUGGUCUGCAGUAAAGGUUUGUGGACUGGAGGAGCAGAUUUGUCUGCCAGUGUUGACAGUGGUGAUGAUGAUGAAGAAGAUGGUGGGGGUGAUGGUGGUGGUGAUGAAGAUGGUGGAGGUGAGGGUGAUGAAGAUGAUGAUGGAGGAGAGGGUGUUGGUGGUGAUGAAGAUGGUGGAGCUGAAGUUGAAGGUGAUGGAGAUGGUGAUGAUGGUGAUGGUGGAGAUGGAGAUGAUGGUGAUGAUGCAGGAAGGUAGGAGGAGGGGGCAGCAGGAGCAGGACAGUAAACCUGUUGUAAAAGUUGUUAAACUGCUUUGCUCUGUCCACACCCCCAUCUACUUCAUUGUUGUUCUUGCACCCAGUGAUGGUACCCCCAGAGAGCCCUGGGGGUACACUCAGCUCCUCUCUUUUGUUAGAAGGAGAACAUUUCCAUCAUCAGACUCUGUCACUCCAACAACUGUGAUGAUUCUUCUUUCAUGUUUCUCUUCAGUUUCCUGUAGUAUAUUCAUUUAAAAAGGUUUGAACAUUAGAAAUGGCGGGUAUGUACUGGACACACAUACAGUAAAAGGCACAUUUUUCAGUCCACAGUUAUAUCUUCCCUAAUCCACAUGUAGCCGGCUUGUGUGUGUGUCUGUCUCUGAUUCCGCCCAAGUUGAAUUAGCCAUGCCCCUCGAGUGUUGAUACCCUCUGCAUUGUGACUUCCAAGGAAUGGAAAGACUGGACACACUCUGCCAUAUAUUGGGUCUUUAUUGCCUCUCCUGUGCAUGAGAGCAGCAAAACACAGCAUGAAGUGAAUUCUCUGUCUUUCUCACAAAAACAGAUGCAGCUCUCCUCAGUGAUAUUUAGCGUGAAAUGAGCAUUACAUAUGCAAUACUGUGUGUUCUGUUUUUCUGUAUCCAGUGUACAAUUACAUAUAAUAAAAUAGGGUUUAUAAAAAUA